ACUCCUGACCUCAGGUGAUCCACCCGCCUUGGCCUCCCAAAGUGCUGGGAUUGCAGGCGUGAGCCACCGUGCCCGGCCCCCUUUUCUUUUCAAAGCAGAACUACAAAGAUGAGAAAUUACCAGAAGCCUCGCCUUUUCCUAAGCACCAGCAGAAGGAGCUGUGCCCCGGGAUGGAGUGAGGGUGGAGGGCGCGUCAGCCACGGGUGGGCCUUGUGUCGCCUUGUAUCGGCCCAGCCAGGAAGCUCAUUUGGAUGACCGUGGCAGAGGCAGAUCCCUCCUGGAGCCCUGGCCACCGUCUCUCCUGGUUUGACUUGGCCCUGGACGGAGGGUGAAUCGUCAGAUCGCGUACCUUGCUGUGGACAUUCUUGCCCAUUUCCUCCCUCCAGGGGAGCCGAGUCCUCUGAAGCCUGAGAAAGCUGGUUGGGAAAACAGGAGGAAUCACGCACGGGUCUCCUUGUAAAGAAUGGGCCAAGUGUGGGAGCUGCGUAAACCCAGCUGGUCCCAGGCUCAAGGCUUCUCUGGGAAUGCUGCCAGAGUCUCCCUUAGGGGUCGGGGUGGGUGGGAUGAAUGUGGCCGACCUGAAUGUGGGAGAUGGCAGGAUUUCUGUCCAUGUAUCGUGAUGGCCUCGGAGGAAAGGUGGGUUCUCUUAGCAGCUGCUUACCUUUGGGGCAGAAGGAACAAAGUCCAGCGAGGGGGUUGCCCUAAGUCACUGCAGCUGGAUUCUUGACACCAGAAUUCCCCUUUUGGAGUAGGUCUGUAGCUUCCUUAAGACCCGUGGGGAAGGUUUACUCCAAAGGUUCAGGUUUAUACGGUGACUGCUUUGCAGGAAACCGUUAGGGAAGAAUCACUUCUGAGUGUCAGGGAUCGAUAGUGAGAGGUCGUAAAGGCCACAGAUGCAGGCGAAGUGGGUGGCAUGAUAAUCCCCGCCAAGCAGCUCCACCUUCAGAUUCUUGUUGCUAAUUGGAAGCAGGUUCAGCACCAGCUGUGGCAUAUUCAAGGGCUUCCUCUGGCAGCCAGGAAAACCAGGCCCUGCAGGUGGAGGCUGGGGGCGGCUGUGAAAACGCCACUCUGGAGUUCCCAGAUUUGUGUUUACCACAGUGACUUCCAGAUCCCAUCUACUCAUCCUCACAACAGCGAUGAGGGUUUUUUUUUUUUUCUUUUCUUUUUGAGACAGAGUCUCGCUCUGUCGCCCCGGCUAGAGUGCAGUGGCACGAUCCCAGCUCACAGGUUCAAGCCAUUCUCCUGCCUCAGUCUCCCAAGUAGCUGAGAUUACAGGCGACACCACCAUGCCUGACUAAUUUUUGUAUUUUUAGUAGAGACGGGGUUUCGCCAUGUUGGCCAGGCUGGUCUCGAACUCCUGACCUCAGGUGAUCUGCCCACCUUGACCUCCCAAAGUGCUGGGAUUACAGGCGUGAGCCAGCACAGCCAGCCUGUUGUUGUUGUUGGUUUUAACCUGUCUCCCCAACAUUAAAAAUCUGUUUAAGAAAAAGGGUAUGUUUUCCACAUUGAAUUCCUAAUUGGGAAAAAAAAUAUUAAAAAAAGAGAAAAGGGUAUGUUUGGGACCGGCACAUACAGCAGAUGAAAACCAGCUUCUUUUCCAGAACGAGGUGACUUCCUGCUCUUGCUUUUCGCCCCUUGGUACGUCCUUGAAAUCAACGGCCAUCACUUACCAGAACGCAGGGAGCGAGUGCUGUGUUGGCAUCGGCCAAGCUUCAAAUAGUAAUUUUCAGCCAGACUUUGUUUUUUCCUGUUGCCUAAUUAAAGACACUGAAAAGCUGUUCUCCCCUCCUGCUGCCUUGUUCUAGGACAGCAAACUGAAUUCAGCAACAAUACAGACGGAGCCGGAUGUGGCCCAGGAGCAGAUCCGCGGGACCUAACACGGUGUUGCCCCGUGCAGCUUAGGGAGGAAACGCAAUGUGUGAGAGGACACACGUCUAGGAACCCUGCACACUGGGAAGCGUAGUACCGGGAGGGCCCUGAGCGAGGGCACACGCUGUUGACGGUGCCAUUGCCCCGGGCAGGCCCAUGUGUUGUGCACGCUGUGGGUGGCUGUGCACACAGGCCCGCAGGUUCAGGAGUAGCUCUGAGCAGGGGGCUGUGAGCUCAGAGGAUCUUUCCAGUUUGCCCCGAAGCAGCUGGAUGAGAGAAGUGGGCACUUGGCUACACCCCUCACUGCUGCCGCCAGCAGACGAGGGCACACGCCCUGCUUCCUCCAGGCUGCGGCUGCACAAGGGAAAAUUCUUUGGGAACAAAUAGCUGUUGACCAGUAGCUUCAUUAGUGCUGGGACUAUAACAUGAGGGCGUUCUAGGUACACCUCGUAUGUGAGCGCAUGAAGACGGGUAAGUAUGCCUACUGCCAUUUUUCAAGGCAUGUGUCUCACCCCCUUGGUGCUUUGGGACACUUCCCAAGCCCGAGAAUGUUAGGAGGUUUGGGUGGAACUGCCGGGUUUCUGUUAAACGAUACACAACUCAUGAAAGACUCUGUCCCCAGGUCUGUAGGCCAGUGUGCAAUCCAGAGGAGAGAUGGCCUCCAGUCCGGAUUCCGGGUGCUUAUGCCUCACUCACAUGAGGAAGUCACCCACAGGUGCUAGAAUGAAGAUACAGUAGGAGACGUGAUCUCAGGGCCAAAAAAUCCAUCUCUCUUGAAUGUCAGAGGACAUGGAGGCCCUGCUUGGCAGGCUUGCAAGAAGCUAAAUACCUUACUGACUGACUGCGAUCUUCUUCAGUGAAUUCCUGUGCUCCCUUAACUGUCUUGUUUCUACAACCUGUGCCCAUCUUCCUACCAGGUUCUGCGGCAUGAGGAAUUUGAAGAAGGCUGCAAAGCUGCCUGUAAUGGGCCUUAUGAUGGGAAAUGGAGUAAAACAAUGGUGGGAUUUGGGCCUGAGGAUGAUCAUUUUGUCGCAGAACUGACUUACAAUUAUGGCGUCGGAGACUACAAGCUUGGCAAUGACUUUAUGGGAAUCACACUCGCUUCUAGCCAGGCUGUCAGCAACGCCAGGAAGCUGGAGUGGCCACUGACAGAAGUUGCAGAAGGUGUUUUUGAAACCGAGGCCCCGGGAGGAUAUAAGUUCUAUCUGCAGAAUCGCAGUCUGCCUCAGUCAGAUCCUGUAUUAAAAGUAACUCUAGCAGUGUCUGAUCUUCAAAAGUCCUUGAACUACUGGUGUAAUCUACUGGGAAUGAAAAUUUAUGAAAAAGAUGAAGAAAAGCAAAGGGCUUUGCUGGGCUAUGCUGAUAACCAGUGUAAGCUGGAGCUACAGGGCGUCAAGGGUGGGGUGGACCAUGCAGCAGCUUUUGGAAGAAUUGCCUUCUCUUGCCCCCAGAAAGAGUUGCCAGACUUAGAAGACUUGAUGAAAAGGGAGAACCAGAAGAUUCUGACUCCCCUGGUGAGCCUGGACACCCCAGGGAAAGCAACAGUACAGGUGGUCAUUCUGGCCGACCCUGACGGACAUGAAAUUUGCUUUGUCGGGGAUGAAGCAUUUCGAGAACUUUCUAAGAUGGAUCCAGAGGGAAGCAAAUUGUUGGAUGAUGCAAUGGCAGCAGAUAAAAGUGACGAGUGGUUUGCUAAACACAAUAAACCCAAAGCUUCAGGUUAACGGAAGACAUGAUGCAGAGCAAGCCUCUGUGAUUCCUGCCCAGCACCUGUGAGGCCUGACGUGUCAGUUCCCAAUAAAUGCUCUUCUGAUUUGUUUCCCGUACAGGCAAGGAGGCUUGGGUAGUGCAGAUUUGUGUAUUUCAAUCUUUGAAAGCUCUGAUGUAAUUUAGAAAUGAAAUCCAAUCAUGAGUCCAGGUAGAGAACGCCUGCUGUAAUCUACACUGUUGCUGGGACUGCACAUUCUGUAUAUAACUGUGUUUGAUGAGUGACAGAUGAUUGUCCAGACUAGGACAGCGGCAUGAACAUGACUUUGUUUGGGACUGCAGAUAGUUAGGGUUACCUCUGAAUCGUGUAGCUUUUAUGAGAGCAGCUGUGCAAGUAAAUCCACAUUAAUGGCUUGUCGCGGUGCCAUUCCCAGCACCUGACGAUAUGCUGUUCUAUUGUCUUAUUCUGGCAGGUUUUGACGUUUUACAUUUUUUAAAGAAAUUUUAUUCCUUGGACCAAAAGGUUUGGUUAACCACCCCCAUCUUACUUGCUUUCACAUUUUGAGUGUCCAGAGGAAACAGAAAGGAAUGAGUGUGUGACGUUGCUGCACGCCUGGCUCUGUGCGAGCUUCUUUCUGUGUAUAUAUUUUGUUUUAUUUUUUUCUGUGUAUAUUUUUAAUCCCGACAGAACAUCAUGUGAGAUUUCUUUAAAAUGGAUUAAACGAUUUCUUCAGCCUAAAUAAAAGGUUUUGAAAAUGUU
Molecule: messenger RNA, 4336 nt
Organism: Gorilla gorilla gorilla (western lowland gorilla)
Lineage: Eukaryota; Metazoa; Chordata; Mammalia; Primates; Hominidae
Gene: GLOD4
Product: glyoxalase domain containing 4
Exons: 11
Coding region: 2865-3593 (242 amino acids)
Source: RefSeq, a predicted model, not a curated record